AUGUCCACUGUAAAACAAAAGCAGCAUGUUCAAAGUGAAAAUAAAGAGGUAAAAAGGAAAGCAAGUAUUUUAGAUUUAUCAAAAUAUUUAGAAAAAAGUAUUAGAGUUAAAUUUGCUGGCGGCAGAGAAGCAAUUGGAAUUCUCAAAGGCUAUGACCCAUUGUUGAAUCUUGUAUUGGAUGACACAAUUGAAAAUAUUCAAGAUUCUAAUGAUCCAUACAAAUUUGUUGAAGAUACAAGAAUGUUGGGUCUUGUAGUAUGUCGAGGAACUUCAAUAAUACUUAUUAGUCCAACCGAUGGGUUGGAAUCCAUUUCAAAUCCAUUUAUAUAAUUAGAA
Ceratosolen solmsi marchali is the source of this 336-nucleotide messenger RNA. Its product is annotated as U6 snRNA-associated Sm-like protein LSm7. The coding region runs from base 1 to 330 and encodes 109 amino acids. NCBI's taxonomy places the organism in Eukaryota, Metazoa, Arthropoda, Insecta, Hymenoptera, Agaonidae. Gene Ontology annotation, molecular function: RNA binding. Gene Ontology annotation, cellular component: U6 snRNP; U12-type spliceosomal complex; spliceosomal tri-snRNP complex. Gene Ontology annotation, biological process: mRNA splicing, via spliceosome; nuclear-transcribed mRNA catabolic process. The record is from RefSeq and is a predicted model, not a curated record. The transcript has 4 exons.